This is a messenger RNA of Lampris incognitus (smalleye Pacific opah), 1612 nucleotides long. RefSeq names its product muscle segment homeobox 1a (gene msx1a). The transcript is spliced from 2 exons. Gene Ontology annotation, molecular function: DNA-binding transcription factor activity, RNA polymerase II-specific; RNA polymerase II transcription regulatory region sequence-specific DNA binding. NCBI's taxonomy places the organism in Eukaryota, Metazoa, Chordata, Actinopteri, Lampriformes, Lampridae. The record is from RefSeq and is a predicted model, not a curated record. Gene Ontology annotation, biological process: embryonic morphogenesis; regulation of transcription by RNA polymerase II. The coding region runs from base 86 to 931 and encodes 281 amino acids. Gene Ontology annotation, cellular component: nucleus.
UCAGAUGUACCGCAGCAGCGUGCCCUGACUUCCCCCGACGACUACUCGCCGCAGCGUUUCAUCCUCCAGUGUGACUCGGACCUGUAUGGCCCCAACCGUCGCCAUGUCAGCUUUAACCGCAGGUCUGAAAACUGAAGACGUUCCGUCGCGCUCGGUUCUGGUCAGCAGAGGCGAGAUGCAGACCAACUUAACUGCGCCAGAGGAGACGGAGAAACCCAAAGUUGCUAUUCUGCCCUUCAGCGUCGAGGCGCUGAUGGCAGACAGGAAGCCGAGCAGAGAGUCGUCCUCCCCGGACACCUCGUCUGUCGCCGGGACAUCCCAGGCGCUGGGCGCAAGGAUGGGCUCCCUCUCCAGCCUGGAUACUUCGCUAUCUCCUAUGGCCAUGGGAUCUUCCUUCUCAGUGGGCGACAUAAUGAGCAUGCAAGAGGACGUUUUGAUCAAGCCAGAAAGCCCAGAUAACAAAGACAGGAAUUCUUGGAUACAGAAUCCUCGCUAUUCUCCCACGCCUCCACGACGGUUGAGCCCUCCCGCGUGUCCGCUGAGAAAACACAAGACCAACCGAAAGCCCCGGACGCCCUUCACCACGUCGCAGCUGCUCGCGCUGGAGAGGAAGUUCCGGCAGAAGCAGUACCUCUCGAUCGCCGAGCGCGCCGAGUUCUCCAGCUCGCUCAACCUGACGGAGACGCAGGUCAAAAUCUGGUUCCAGAACAGGAGAGCGAAGGCCAAGAGGCUGCAAGAGGCCGAACUGGAAAAACUGAAAAUGGCAGCCAAGCCCAUGCUGCCUCCCGCGUUCGGGAUUUCUUUUCCUCUGGGCGCGCACGUCCCCGCGUCCUACGGCGGCUCACACCCGUUUCAGAGGCACUCCCUGCCGGUUUCCCCUGUGGGACUGUACGCUGCCCACGUCGGAUACAGCAUGUACCAUCUGGCCUGACAAGGGGAGAGGGACCCGGUGCCGAUGCCAAGAGGAGUGAAGCUCGUCCAACCUCUCAUGACUAUACGAAAGUAAGUUCACAGCAUUGGCAGACAAGACAAAAAGACCACAUUCCUGUAAGGCCUCUGACAUAUCAUGACGGACAGUCAAGUAUAUGGACAAUAGGCCGUAGUGUCGCACAGUGUGUCAUAACAUGGCCGUCGAGUUGGAAGCCACUCGCGCGUGUGGUUUCGACUUGAGGACAGGGGGAAAGGGCUUUACGUAAAUGACGUUUUCCACCAGCGAGCGCAAGACCCCAGGUAUGUUGGGCCCUUGCCACUUUGUUGGGCUGUUGUCACACUGCAAACACACACCAUACUUUUUUUUGUUUUUGUCAAUUUGCAUUCAUACAAAUGCGUAACGUAGUGGGUUAUAGUGAAUCCAGUGUAAAUGAAUGCUCUUUGUUGAUUUAGAGAACCACAGCAUUUUUUUUAUAACAGCACUGACUGUUGUUGGAAUGAUUCCCUUUGGAAGGGAUUUGUGUACUAUAAAAUAAUGUAUAUUUGAAAAAAAAAUAUCCUCAUUUAUAUUAUGAAUAUAUUUGUGACAUAAAUUAACAAUAAAUUGUUUAUUCUUUUUCAUUAAGCAGUUGUUCGUUUUGACUGACAUUUCAACAGUUUGCUAGUUUUACAAUAAAAUCGU